AUCAGCGUCAACGUUUAGAGGUUCCGUCUCCGUUUUUCCCACUGCCCGAACUUCCGAGAAGCAAGGACGGCAAGGACCGCAGCGGAAGAGCUUGUGGACAAGUGUAUAGGAUCGCGCAUUCACAUCGUCAUGAAGAGUGACAAGGAAAUCGUAGGCACGUUGCUGGGAUUUGAUGACUUUGUCAACAUGGUAUUAGAAGAUGUCACGGAAUUUGAGAUCACACCAGAAGGAAGAAGGAUCACCAAGUUAGAUCAGAUUCUGCUGAAUGGAAAUAACAUAACGAUGCUGGUUCCUGGAGGAGAAGGACCUGAAGUAUGAAUGGAUUCUUUUGUCACUUGGCAGGAUUUUUAGUUGAUAACAUCCUCUGUCCUGGAAAUGGAGAAUUUUUUUUUUACAUAUAAUGUUGAUAUUCGAUAGUUCAAUUUCCUGUUGAAGGGAAAAUGCUUUGAAGAAGGCACUGUAAAUGCUCAUUUUUGUAAGGUAAAAAUUAUGACUUCUUGUUAAAGAAGAAAUCGGGUUGUUUUUCACAGUCUAAAAUAAAGACUUCUCUAUUGGGUUCAGCA
Messenger RNA from Ornithorhynchus anatinus (platypus), 563 nucleotides. It is a transcript of the gene LSM5, whose product is annotated as LSM5 homolog, U6 small nuclear RNA and mRNA degradation associated. Bases 130 to 318 code for a protein of 62 amino acids. The record is from RefSeq and is a predicted model, not a curated record. The transcript has 5 exons. Gene Ontology annotation, biological process: mRNA splicing, via spliceosome. Lineage: Eukaryota; Metazoa; Chordata; Mammalia; Monotremata; Ornithorhynchidae. Gene Ontology annotation, molecular function: RNA binding. Gene Ontology annotation, cellular component: U4/U6 x U5 tri-snRNP complex; Lsm1-7-Pat1 complex; U6 snRNP.